Messenger RNA from Phytomonas sp. EM1, 1758 nucleotides. The record is from the annotation of a GenBank genome assembly. NCBI's taxonomy places the organism in Eukaryota, Euglenozoa, Kinetoplastea, Trypanosomatida, Trypanosomatidae.
AUGCACCAGCACGUAACCUACCUACGCCUGAAGCGACUCCCUUUUAAGCUUCACUGCUCGAGCAUCACCACCACUGCCUUUUACGCGUUUUACCUUCGCGCGCGCAGUGCGUUUUCCACGGUCACCCCCAGUGGCGCCACCGCCGUGCAGCUCUGGCAGCUCGCGGAGCGGGUGGAGCUGGAUGAGGAUUUGAGUUCGAUCCGACGCGACGUCUGCAAUGAUUCCCGUGGCGGGGAGUUGAGAGCCUCGCUUACUUCACCGCGGCGGAUCUUGCUUGACAAACGCUCUCACCCCAGCCUCCAUCUCGCCUGUUGGGCCGUGGUGGUGUACGCGUGUUGGUGGUUGGGAAAAAGCUCCGCGAUGUAUCGUUGGAUUCGCGGGGAUAGCCUCGACACCCUCGCGGGGUAUAUUCGCUAUUUCCUCAUCAUCCCCGCCCCGGGGUUCGCGCGGUUGAUCGCACCGAAGUUUCGCGAGCUCAUGGCGCGUCUGCUUGGGAUCUCCGGCAUCAACAAGGAUAGCGCGGUUUUUAUGGAGGAGCAUUUUCAUCGUCUGUGUGCGGCGCUCGAGGCGCACUUUGGGCAGCACCCGGAGGGGAUUUUUCUCCUCCGGACGCCCCACCCGACGUUGGCGGAUGUUACGCUCGGGGCGGUGUUUUCUGGUGGGUUUCUUCGCGACGACCCCCCGGCGUCGUUCGUCGCCGAAAAGUAUCCCAACCUGGCGGCGUACGUGGCGCGCGUUACGGGAUGGAAAGGCGGGAUUUUUGUGAAUUCCCCGCCCCGCACCGGCAAGGGCGAGGGAGAUAAGGAGGGGCGCCACUCCGAUCCCGUUUUUUCCGCUGCCUCCUCUUCGGAGGAGGAGGACGUCUACCCGGACGAAGUUCCGGAAUCUCUUAGUGCGUUUUUCGAGAACAUGAUUGAGGUUUUUCCGUUUUUAGUCUCCCAGUGCGCCGCGUUUAAGGCCUAUAUGAGCAGCGACGCGGUGCGCUCGCUGAGGCGGGAGCCGCUGGAGGAGCCAUGGAAGGGCUGCCACGGUUAUCUCCUUCCACAACUCACAGCGAUUCGCUCAUUAAUGAUUAUCGACAGUUCGAUUUUUAACGUUCACGCCCGCGCGCAGGAUCUGGAGGUCGCGUUUUUGGCGGCUCGCGAGGUGUGCGAUGACGCGCUUGGGCAUUUCAACCGACUCGACGCCGCGGCCGCGCGGGAGGAAUCAACCGAGGCGGGCGUACGUUCGAUUGCGGGUGAAUCAUCCCCCUCCCCCUCUCCUUCACCCAACGCCAUCGUUUUGGAACCCCACCCAAGCGCGCCCGAGAUGGGCAACGAAACCAGCUCCGCACUUGACAAGAAAAUUGAAAACGAUGCGAUAUCUAAUCCUCCCCUCCAGGAGGGUGAGGCCCCUCUAGAGAGUCUGGGCAGCGAGCGGCAGCGCUUUUUCACGGCCGCGGAGCUGAAGGAUUUCGAUCCCGAUUCAGCGGACUUUUAUCGUGUGUUUACCACGCAAGGGAAACGCAGCAUGCGUAGCGUGGCGCUACGGAGGUCCCCUCGCGUGGUGGGGGAUCUCGUGAAGGGCCGCGUCAACCCUGAGAGGGCUGCUGUGGCCCUUCGUUCUUCGAUUGGGGAUCAUCUGGAUUUGAUUCGGUCCAUGAUGUCGAAGAUGCAAUGCCCCCAGUAUACCCUCUCGACUGUUUUUCAUGGGCGGCGAGUUUAUGUAGCAGUAAUUCCCGAACACGAGGUUGAUAAGGUACGCAAACAGCGGAGUUAA